This is a messenger RNA of Jaminaea rosea, 1677 nucleotides long. RefSeq lists its product as hypothetical. The record is from RefSeq and is a predicted model, not a curated record. Gene Ontology annotation, molecular function: magnesium ion binding; 3-methyl-2-oxobutanoate hydroxymethyltransferase activity. The transcript is spliced from 2 exons. Bases 85 to 1563 code for a protein of 492 amino acids. Gene Ontology annotation, biological process: pantothenate biosynthetic process. NCBI's taxonomy places the organism in Eukaryota, Fungi, Basidiomycota, Exobasidiomycetes, Microstromatales. Gene Ontology annotation, cellular component: mitochondrion.
AUCUCUUUGCCUUCAAUUUCUUAUUCCCGAGCUCACAUUCGUCUGUCCGCCUUUGACUCUCUUUGCUGCUACAUCACCAUCAUCAUGGCCAGCACUUCCUCGAGGACCCUGGAGCGCGCAGUCAGGAGGGCUUUGCAACCCAUCUCGCCCUUUUCCUCUUUCGCGUCGACGUCGGCAUCGGCAAUACCGGCAUUGUCUACCCCACCUCCCUCUACCUCGUCGUCCGCACGUCGAGUACCGGCCACAUCGCAAUUCCACACCUCCGCUCGCAAUUGCAGCGCUUGGCCGGCCGGUGUUGAUGCCGAGGAUGGCAUGCAUGCUACCAUGUCGUCAUCAUCUGAGUCUGUCGAGGGAGGUGGAAUGGUCGGCGGGUCUCAGGAGCGGAGAUCUACACGUCUCCAACAGUCGGCGCCCAUUGAUCGCACCGAUGCUGGUAACAGUAAGACCAGGCAACAGCUCGAGAUGCCCAAAAGUCGCCCACCAAAGUCAAUACCUCAUCUUAUGGAAAUGAAGAGACAAGGGCAACCAAUCGCCUGCCUCACAGCCUAUGACUAUCCUUCUGCCCUCUCUCUCCGCCACGCGGACAUCGACAUCUGCCUCGUAGGCGACUCCAUGGCCAACGUCGCACUGGGUCACUCCUCCACCCAGUCUCUCACGUUAGAAGCAACAAUUCACCACUGCCAAGCAGUCUACCGCGGCCUCUUCUCCCCUUUGCUGUCAAUCUCUCCCAACACUCCUGGAGCCCCGCUUCUCCUGGCAGACGUCCCCUUUGGCACCUUCCAAACUUCCGAAGAGGAAGGAGUUAAGAGCGCAGUAAGGCUGCUAAAGGAGGGAGGAGUCGAUGGAGUGAAGAUCGAGGGAGGGGCAGAGAUUCUUCCCCUCGUUCGACGCUUGACCAAGUUUGGUAUUCCAGUCAUGGGUCACCUAGGUCUUCAACCACAACGCGUCUCCUCCUCAGCAGGAUAUCGUCUCCAAGGCCGAACGGCAGACGAAGCCUACACCAUCCUGUCCGAGGCACUCGCCCUACAAGAAGCCGGAGCUUUCAGUAUUGUGCUGGAGUGCAUACCGAACAAGAUUUGCGAAGUGGUAAGCAAGGCACUUCGUAUCCCUACGAUUGGAAUUGGGGCGGGUCCGAAGGCUGAUGGCCAGAUUUUGGUUACGAAUGAUAUACUGGGAGAGAUCACCAGCCCUUGGCAUGUGGUUGCUGGCUUGGCCAAGGCAGGAGUAGGAGAAGUACCAGCCCUCCAACAACCAGCCCCUCCUGGUCCCAAAUUCGUGCGCAAUUUUGUGGACGAAGUCCUCUCUGGGCGCGUGCAGCCUCGUAGUAGCAGUGGUGAGGAGGACAAUUUUGCCUCCCCUGGUCCUGCAGCUGAGGGGUCCGCUCCAGUCGCAGCUUCAUCGGGGCCUACUGGAAUUGGAGCGAUCCGCAUGGCCGCCAUUGAAGCCUACGUCGAUGCAGUGAGGGAGCGCUCCUUUCCCGAUGCGGAGCGUGAGGGGUACAAGAUCAAGUCGGCUGAGCUGGCCGACUUUAUGAAGAGGGCGGGGCCGCUUUUGCAGGGAUGAGCAGCGGGGCAAGGACCGAAUACCAGGGCAUGAACAGAGCAGAGGGAGAAGCGCUCAGUGUAGAGACGGAUCGCAAGCACAACAGAAUCAACUAAUCAAUUCUUGAUAUUGUGU